Molecule: messenger RNA, 306 nt
Organism: Brugia pahangi
Lineage: Eukaryota; Metazoa; Nematoda; Chromadorea; Rhabditida; Onchocercidae
Source: the annotation of a GenBank genome assembly
AUGGCAGUUACAGAGAUUGCAGUGGAAAACAAAUUUAUUGAAAAAAUAGAAGAUAGAAUGAAACAGGAAGCUGUACCAUUUCCAGAUGAUAAUUUGUCGUCAUUGGACGAUCUUGAAUAUGCAAAAGUGAAAGUAACGGGUGAAUUUCUUCAUGACCAUGAAUUUUAUGUGCAACCAAGGCAACGAUUUGAUAAAGAGGAAAAGAAAUCGAAAAUUCGACCUGCAGUAAAUAAUUUUGGUAGCCCUGGUGCAUUAUCACUCCGUUUAAACUUCAUCCAUCGGGGUAAAUUUUCAAGGAUAAAAUAA